AUUAAUUAGACGCAUUUCAGUAAUGUCCGCCUUUAAAGGAAACACACGAAUUGUGGAAAAUUAACAAAAAUAUUGCCAUCCAGAAUUCAGAAUCUCGCCCGGCGGGUAGUGGAGAAAAUAACUGACAAUUGAGCAGAGGAGAAUAUCCUUGUCAAACACAGUAAGAGGAAUGGAGGAAAAGUCUCUUCUCGUCGGUUGCCUACUACUUGUUGUGACAAUCAUUAACGCUCAGCCUCCCGUACAAACUUACGACUCCGAAAUCCCAUUGAUAGCGACUCUGGGAGUUGCUGGGAUAUCCGCCAGCGUGACUACCGUCCUUUUGUCAGCAGGAAUUGGAAACCUGAGGUCGGAGUUGGAUACUUGUGAACAAACUGAAGAAAAUCUAACAUCAACAUUUGGCGACCUCAGUAAAUGUAUUACCAACCUGAAUGAAAAACUGGACGAAUGGAAGGACUGUCAAAAUGACUUGAAAGAAUGUGAAGAAGCAUUGGCUCAAAGACAGACUGAUUUAAAGAAAACAGAGGCGGAUCUUACGACAUGCAACAAGGAUUAUGACGACAUAGAGGACUUUCUGAAAAGGUUUACUGAGGUGUAUCCAGACGAGAUUUACUGCGCAUCGGCUCUCUCUGAGAACGAGUGCAACGCCAUAACGGGCUGUACGUGGAAGGAUAGCAAAGAAUUUUGUGAGAAAACUGGUACAGUAAUCAUAACAAAAUAAAUCUAUAUCACAUCGUG
Ostrea edulis (European flat oyster) is the source of this 735-nucleotide messenger RNA. RefSeq lists its product as uncharacterized. The coding region runs from base 170 to 718 and encodes 182 amino acids. The transcript has 4 exons. The record is from RefSeq and is a predicted model, not a curated record. Lineage: Eukaryota; Metazoa; Mollusca; Bivalvia; Ostreida; Ostreidae.